AUGCUCGGAUUUCAUUAUAUGCUCUUUUGCGUUUUCCUUCCCUCCUCAUCAUCAUUUCCUCCUCCUUCUUCAACUCAACCAGAUCUAACGGCAAAAACUAACGACGACGUGGGGAACUCUACACAAGAUCCUGCAGAUGGCAGUAAUGAUCACGUUGAUGCGCCCGCGAACGGCGAUGGAAAAGACAUCGAGGAUGAAGAAGAUGACUACUACGGUGAAGAAAGCAUCGUCGCAUACCUCAAUGCCCUUUACCAUAUGAUUAUCGCCAAACACGAAGCGCCACGCUCAGGCCGUAUACCCGGCCUCAAGUAUGGCAAUACACUGUUCGAUCACCAGAAGCAUGCUGUGGGAGCCACUUUGCGAUCGCUCGCUGGCCCUCUCAAGGGCAUGAUAUUGGGAGAUCCUCAGGGCUUCGCAAGACCCCGAUAG
Messenger RNA from Fusarium verticillioides 7600, 429 nucleotides. RefSeq lists its product as hypothetical. The record is from RefSeq and is a predicted model, not a curated record. Bases 1 to 429 code for a protein of 142 amino acids. NCBI's taxonomy places the organism in Eukaryota, Fungi, Ascomycota, Sordariomycetes, Hypocreales, Nectriaceae. The transcript has 3 exons.